AUGGUAGCAGCGGUUGCCAACGGACCUAGUGAUCACUUGGGAGUAGCGGGGACAAGGUUACGCAAGGUCUAUGAUUUGGCUCAGAAAUACCAAGAUUCUGGGAGCGAUGUAAGGGGCAACAGUGGUAGAGGGCCAGUAAAAAGCCGAUUAGGUUUCCGACCUUCAGAGCGGCUGCCGCAAACGCACAGCAACCAGGGAUCGCAGGAAUGGAAUUUCCGGCAGCCAGGAGGGCAGUAUGGAAGACAAAGACAGUGGACACGACCAGACUAUUCACAAAUGACCUGCAACUUUUGCGGGGUCAAAGGUCACAUCCGUAAAAAGUGCUUUAAGCUAAAGAACCUUAACCGUGAUGCAGUCAAUUUGGUAGAAUCGUAUAGACCAGGACCCUCCGCUGACCGUCACAUUACGGAGCUUCUGGAAAGAAUGCGAACAAGGGACGACGAAGACGACGACAGCGACUCAGAUAUGCGUUGGAAGCGUGGUCGUAAUGGCCCACAGAGCACAGAUCAGGACCUCUAAAGCUGCUACCCAAUGGCAAGGGCCAAACGUUUUGAUUACGAGGAAGGAGAGACCCGAUGAAAUGGAUGACGAUCUGAGUACCCCUAGAAACGAGCCGCCUACUGGCGAUGUGGAGGAAGAGCAGGCUCCGAAGGGAGGGAGGAAAAGAAAGCGUCAGGAAACCGAAAGCCGUCAGGUGAUGGAGCUCCGAAGAUCAAAACGCCCUAAGAAAGUACACCGUAGUGCAGAUUAUCAUUAUGAUUGAAAUUUCUGAAUAUGUUCGGAUAAGCUUAAGAUUUUCAUUGAUUUGAACUCGAUAUUUGUUAAUGAAUUAUUAAUAUGCUUGUGGAUUUAUUUCAUACUCUGAUUAUAUUUGUAACAUAGUAAAGGGGAAGAAUUGUUAUGUUUCACUUGCGCAUCCCUAUGCGCUCUGAUGUCAUUUGACGUUCGCCGUUCGGACGAACGUACUGAG
This is a messenger RNA of Armigeres subalbatus, 970 nucleotides long. RefSeq lists its product as uncharacterized. The record is from RefSeq and is a predicted model, not a curated record. NCBI's taxonomy places the organism in Eukaryota, Metazoa, Arthropoda, Insecta, Diptera, Culicidae. Gene Ontology annotation, molecular function: zinc ion binding; nucleic acid binding. The coding region runs from base 1 to 519 and encodes 172 amino acids. The transcript is spliced from 2 exons.